This is a messenger RNA of Saccoglossus kowalevskii, 1428 nucleotides long. Its product is annotated as four-jointed box protein 1-like. Gene Ontology annotation, biological process: cell-cell signaling. NCBI's taxonomy places the organism in Eukaryota, Metazoa, Hemichordata, Enteropneusta, Harrimaniidae. The record is from RefSeq and is a predicted model, not a curated record.
AUGUCUUUCUUUCGCUUGUUACGUAUAAAAUCUGCAAUGUUUGUGCUCACAACAGUAGUUGUAUUUGCUGUUAUAGGGCUUGAUUUCGUGUUUAAGAAAUACCAUUUGGAAUCUAGGAAAGUUCGCUACCGAUUGCAUGGAGCCAAUCAGAAUAUUUCACUGUAUGGCGACAAUGUUAAUAUGACUCGCGGGAAUCAGCACGAUGAAGACAAACACGGAGUGGUGGAACGAUAUGGAGGAGCACAGAAUAUACAAGAACCAAACAAUUCAGUUCACGGUGAAAAUCACAAAUAUCAAAGCAAUCUAGAAAACGAACAGUGGUACAAUGUUAUAUAUCGUACAAUUCCUUGUGGAAACGCAGAAAUAAAUACUAUUCUGUCACCCCGACGACAUUAUCUGAAAAUACGCAACCGGACUGUAGUGGAAGAUUCAAUCUAUUGGUCCAAAGAAUUUGAGAAGCUUAUUCCUGAAGAAAAACGGAAUAAAAUGGAACCGCCAAAGUCUCAACUUGGUCGUGCUAAUGUAAUGUACAUUGCCAGAUCUGAUGAUAAACACAAAUGUGGGGAAUUCGGAUCACAGAACAAUGCUUAUGUUAUACUAGAUGACGGUACUGAAUGGUGUGCCCGUUACAAGAAGCCAUGCUUUAUUUUAGGUGAAGUUAUGGCUUACAUGUUUACUAAGUGGAUGUGCAUGAAUUAUAUACCACCACUGAUUCUAACGAAGCCAGAUCCAAGAACCCAUCUGUGGGGUUCCAAAACAGUGAAGAAAUUUAUGAAAGAGCACGAAUGGAAUUCAAAUAAUACAAUUAGCAUGACUCAGUGGCUUCCAAGUAUUAAACGAAGCAAGGCACCACCCAUUAUAAAUACCAAUAAUGGUCUCAUACACGUGGAUAACCCCGCAUUUAAAAAUAUCACAGAGCAACAAAUCCUGGAUUUGAUGGUUUACAGCGACACUGUUGUUAUUGACAACCUGAUGGGUGUUACUGAUAGGGUGCUUGCGAUGUACUUACAGAAACCUUGCCCUCAACGGUCAAUUCGAAACUGUUUUGUUGAUGAAAAUAGAAACACCUGGUGGCUAGACAACGAAGCGGCUUUCCUCAUUGGCUACCUUAAACAGUAUGUGCAUUAUGUUCAAUUGAAUGAAACUUUGAAAACUGUCUGCAUUUUUCGGCGCCAAACAGUUUCAAAGAUUAUACAACUACAUCAGAUAAAGGACGCGCCACUUCUACUCUGGAAAUUAGUCGGAAAAUACAAAAACAUUAUUGGUAUUGACUGGAUUCCGGGAACACCGAUGACCUGUGAAUCUAACUCUUAUAUAAGAUGGGCCGAGCUGUUUAAAGAGAGAAUAGAAGAUGUAUACAGAUGGAUUGUCCGUUGUUCUAAAGAUAAAUAUGAAUCCUUGUUGAAUGAGUAUCAGACAAAUCUCUAA